Sphaeroforma arctica JP610 is the source of this 160-nucleotide messenger RNA. RefSeq lists its product as hypothetical. The record is from RefSeq and is a predicted model, not a curated record. NCBI's taxonomy places the organism in Eukaryota, Ichthyosporea, Ichthyophonida. The transcript has a single exon. The annotation marks the transcript as partial.
UGAAAAGCACAAACAAAGUCAGGUGAACAACCGACGCAUCAGAGAAACAGGCAAUGUCAAGGACGAAGCACCAUGGGAUACGUGCAGACCAAUUGGGCAGGGGCAAGCCCGGUCCAAAACAAUCAGGGACAGGUGCGGACUUGAUGUGGACGAGAACUAA